Molecule: messenger RNA, 2042 nt
Organism: Notodromas monacha
Lineage: Eukaryota; Metazoa; Arthropoda; Ostracoda; Podocopida; Cyprididae
Source: the annotation of a GenBank genome assembly
AUGUUGGGCAAAGUCGGAAAGGGCGGUGUGAUGGCGGUCGAGGCGCCGUUGAUGAGCAAAGAGGCGGACAUUACGUUCAGCAACAAUGUAGUGGGCAAUGGAGCAAGUAGUAGUGAAGGGCGCAGCUGGAUGUUGGGCAAAGUCGGAAAGGGCGGUGUGAUGGCGGUCGAGGCGCCGUUGAUGAGCAAAGAGGCGGACAUUACGUUCAGCAACAAUGUAGUGGGCAAUGGAGCAAGUAGCAAGGCGAGUUCCAACAAACGACGUCGACGGAACAAACGCACGGUUGAAUUCGACCUGGCUCCGGAAUUCCUCAAACACAAUCCCUUCAUUGUCAAGGGAUACCGGAAUUCAUUGUCCCUCAUUCAGUGUCUCAAAAGUUGUUUCUGGUGGACCAAUGAAAGCAUCAACAUCUGGAGCCACAUUCUAGGUGUAGUUUGGCUCAUGGUCCUCUUAUUCAUGGACAUGGGACAAAUACAGGACCUGGCUCCUUCAUACUAUGACGUGGUCGUGGCUGUCAUGAUGAUCUUAUCCUUCCAGGCCUGUUUGUCGCUGUCGGUGGUGUUCCACGUUUUCAACUGCAGUUCGGAGAAGACUUGCCAUUCGACUUUCAAGUGGGAUGUUUUCGGAGUCGCUUGGGCGACUUUCACGUUUUACUGGACUGGCAUUUAUUGUGCCUAUUCAUGCUUUGCUUAUUGGAGGUACUUCUACUGGAUAACAGCCUUUUCAGCCUUCUGUGUGACUGUGGGGUUGCAUCUGUGGGAAGAGUUCCUCAAGGAGAAAUACAGGCCCCACAGGGUCCUCAUCUUUGCAGUCUGGGCCAUCUUUGGGUUCAUCCCCACAUUCCAUUGGUUCUUCCUCUAUGGAGGAUGGUCCCACCCAUGGGUGAAGACAAUUGUUGGCAGAGUACUGGUGCUGUACUUCUUACUUGGCAUGGGAUUCUUCUUCUAUCUCUCAAGGAUCCCUGAGAGAUUCAAGCCAGGCUUCUUCGACUUCAUCGGAUCUAGUCACCAGUGGUGGCACUUGUUCGCUGUGUUGAGCUUCUGGUGGUGGCACAACACUGGUAUCGAGUGCUUCAGAUACCUCAAGGUCUACGGAUGCCCGAACCACAUGGGUCCCAACGACAACGACCCCUGGAUCACAACGUCAUUUUCCAAUAAUAAUAACAUUGCCUGGAACGAAACGAGUUCGAUCCAAGACGCCGUCAAUGGCACCAGCAGCAGCAGCUCCUGGUUUUUCCUCUGAUGAAAUCGCUACAUUUUCUAGAUACAUAUGCAUAUGUUUUUUCUCAAUUUUAUCAACACAAAAAAAAUAUUUCCUGGGUGUUUCGAAAAAAAAAGGGGGGAAAUCAUCAUCAGGGAUCUCGUGGCGAGUCGAGAGAAAAUCUUUUAUUUUAAUUUUACUUUUUAUUUCGCCACGUUCGCUGGCUUUAAAAAAAAAUCUUUUAUUUUUUGUUUGUGUGUGGAAAAAUUCCGUGGUUUUGCUGUUUGACUUGAUUUUUUUUUCUGGCACCUUUUUUAUUUUAUGUGGGGGUUUGUGUUAAUUGAGAACACACUCUGUUUUGGGACAUUAUGGGCAUACUCUCGAAUUUAUUUUGCUUAUGACUGACGAGGUCGGAAAAAAAGGCCUCGCUUUUAUGCAAUUUAUUUCUUUAUUUUUUAAAAGACCUUUUAUAUUGAAGGUCUUUUUUCUCUAACAAACAACACCUCGAACUGCAGCAUAUCCUUUUGUUGUUGCUGUGGGACGAAGAAAAACACGCAAAAUCUAGUCAUAGAUGAGGUGCGAGAAUUCGCAGAAAUAUCUUCGGAGAAAAAAUACCGACUUAACUUUUUUUUAAACUAAAUCUGUUGUCGAGAAAGAUUUUCUUUUUUUUCUUCUUCUUCUUUUUUUUUUUGGACGAUAAAUGAACGCUUGUGUAUAGAAAUGUGAGUUGAAGGGAAUUUGUAUGUCAUGGGUUUAUUUUAUGUUAUUUUUCUUUGAAAAUGCUGAAACGAAAUUGCUCAGUUAUUAGUCUGAUGAUGAAUAAAAGAAUGUGUACAAUGGAA